Molecule: messenger RNA, 958 nt
Organism: Lates calcarifer (barramundi perch)
Lineage: Eukaryota; Metazoa; Chordata; Actinopteri; Centropomidae
Gene: knstrn
Product: kinetochore localized astrin (SPAG5) binding protein
Exons: 10
Coding region: 197-853 (218 amino acids)
Biological process (GO): mitotic sister chromatid segregation; regulation of attachment of spindle microtubules to kinetochore; spindle organization
Cellular component (GO): microtubule plus-end; kinetochore; mitotic spindle
Source: RefSeq, a predicted model, not a curated record
AGUCCAACCUGUAGAUACUACUUUUCUCUGCUUGUUUCGGUUACUGCAGCAAAGUAAUCUCGACAAAGAAAUAACGUAAACAGACCGGAACUGACCACAGAGGGCGGGACGUUUUUAAAAUUGGUGCGGCGCUGUUUGGACUGUUGACAACUCUCACAUUUAACGUAUCCAUAAAGGUGUUGUCACUGACAGAACAAUGUCUUCAAAAAUUCCCAAAGGUUUGCAGUUACCUGCAGAAACGAAGAAAACUGGUCAUAAAAUUGAAUCCAAAGACACCGCAACAGCAAGUGCUGCCCAGAAAUCAGAUGGAAUCCUUAAACCUCAAAAAGAAAAUGUACUAAGAAAAAAUGUUGCUCCCAAAGUUCAUAAAGGUAUCUCCACCAGGUACGGGCAACAGGCAGAGCUCAAAGAGCAAAACCAGCAUUUGAUGACUGUCAACGAGGAGCUGCAGAAGAACCUCACAGAGACACAGCAAAGAGUAGCUGAGUUGGAGCUGCAGUUCAGUGACCUUGAAAAGGAGAAUGCAGAGGUACAGAAAAACCUGAAGGACUGCCAUGUUCUCCUAGUCGCAGCAAAAAUAGACCCAGUUUUAGGAGAAAGAGUUGGAGAAGCUGCACAGCAAAAUGAAGAUCAGAGGAAAGAAGCUAUGAGUGUCUCUGCAGACCUGCUGAGCGAAUUAAGGACAUUUGGUGACACUGCAUCACAGCAACGGGCUCGGCUGGAGGAAAUCCAAACAACACUGACAGACCUCACUAAAGCUCGAGAAUGUAUGAAGCAUGAAAGGGAAAGCUUUACCCAGGAGGCUGCCGAGAUGGAAAAAGCUCUCAAGGAAGCAGAGGCUCUCUUACUGUAAAUGUACAGUAAUCUCUCAAUUUAAACUUGUGUAUAUAUAAAUGUUAAAUGUGUAUUUUUAACUGUUAGCAUGACUGAAAAUGAAUAAAGGAUUCUUAUUUCCUCA